AUGUGGAAGAUAUCAGAAGACUAUUCCAAUGGCAUCUUCUACUUGAGUCUUUGGCCUUUUAGCGGCACCAUGAUGGUUCUCGCAGACGCUGACGCGGCGUCGCAGCUCGAUAGCCUGGCUCUUGGUAAAGGGCUCGACAUAAUCGACCCCAUUGAGAAGGUCACUGGUGGAAAGAGCCUGUUGACCAUGAAAGGAGAUGAAUGGAAGCACUGGCGACGCUUGUUCAAUCCGGGUUUCAGUGCUGGGUACAUGAUGGGCUUGACGUCUGUCAUCGCAGAUGAAGUGGUCAUUUUUCGCCAGAAACUUCUGGCCAAAUGCACAACAGGACAGAGCGAAGUGUUCUUACUCGAGGAUCUGACCCUGAAGAUGACCUUCGAUAUAAUCGGGUCUGUUGUGCUAGAUACUCGACUUGGUCAUCAGACGCGGGAUCACCCUUUAGCAGCUGCUCUUCGAAAGCAGAUAGAAUGGACUUCCUUCCGCGAGCCGCUGAACCCUUUAGAAAGAUAUCUCACAAUUCGUCCGCUCGUUCUCUGGCUCAACGGGAAGAAGUUGGAUCGGUAUCUAUCUGCGGAGAUCGAUAAGAGACUUGCGGAGCGUUCUGCAAAUCUGUCCAACUCAAACGACACAACGCGCUCGAAGUCGAUAGCUUCGCUUUUCAUCGAUGAUUAUCUUAAGGAAUUGGGAGAGGAAAAUCUAGGCAAGAGAGAGAAUCCGGACACCACGCAGAAGAUCAAACAUAUCAUUACACCCCAGGUACGACUUUUUCUGUUUGCAGGUCAUGAUACGACUAGCAGCACACUGUUGUACUGCUAUUAUCUCCUCUCCCAGAACCCGGAGAUCAUAUCUCGCACCAUAGCAGAACAUAACGAAGUCUUUGGAACGGACCCAUCACAGGUUCAGGAUAAGAUUCAUAAGGACCCUCAACUUCUUAACAUGAUACCCUACACCGUGGCGUUCAUCAAAGAGGUUCUACGCAUAUUUGCCCCGGCCGGUGCUAUGCGUCAAGGACGUUCCGACGUCCAGAUAGUCGACGCGGACGGCCGCGUACUCCCCACAGAAGGUUGCAAUGUCUGGACUCUUGUGCAGGCUAUACAUCACAACUCCAAGUACUGGAAAGAUCCUGAUGCUUGCAUUCCUGAGCGUUGGCUCGUUGGCCCGGAAGACCCAUUAUAUCCCCAUAAGGGCGCCUGGCGGCCAUUUGAGUGGGGUUCACGGAACUGCAUCGGGCAGACGUUGGCGAUGCUCGAGUUGAGAAUCGCGCUGGUUAUGACUGUGAGAGAGUUUGUCAUCAAGCCUGCGUACGAAUACUGGGAUAAGCUUCAUCCUAAAUCCGGUAUUCGCAGCGUCAAAGGUAAAAGGGCGUAUCAAGCAGUGAAGGGCGGGGGCGGGGCACAUCCGGCAGAUGGAUUCCCUGUGAGGAUUGGCCUACGGAGUUGUUGA
This is a messenger RNA of Colletotrichum costaricense, 1440 nucleotides long. Its product is annotated as AflN/verA/monooxygenase. The record is from RefSeq and is a predicted model, not a curated record. Bases 1 to 1440 code for a protein of 479 amino acids. NCBI's taxonomy places the organism in Eukaryota, Fungi, Ascomycota, Sordariomycetes, Glomerellales, Glomerellaceae. Gene Ontology annotation, molecular function: heme binding; iron ion binding; oxidoreductase activity, acting on paired donors, with incorporation or reduction of molecular oxygen. The transcript is spliced from 2 exons.